AUGGAUCAAACGAUCAAUCUAAUUUCCGCACAACUCCAAACCACCCUCAGCGAUUCCAUCCGCGAAGCUCUCAAUACCCAUCGUCCACUUAUCACUCAUCUCAACGCAGACACUACAUGGCUCCUUUCCAUCCCCUAUCCUCCUACAGCCUACAAUCCUUUCCGCAGAUCUUAUUAUCAUAUUCUCAUUGAUCCAUGGCUUCGCGGUGGUCAAAGCGACGUAGCGGCUUUCUUUAGUCAACAAUGGCAUGCGCAUCCUAGUGCGGUGCAAAGUAUCAAGGAGGUAGAGGACGUUAUUAAGGGUAUUGAAGAAGUGGUGCAUAAAAAUGGAGUGCUGGGAGAUAGAAGUUGUAUUGAUGCGGUGGUUGUGAGCCAUGAAUUUACAGAUCAUAUGCAUAAGGAUACUUUACUUGAGAUACCUAGCAGCGUUCCUGUAUUUGCGGCUUCGAAAGCUGCGGCGGCCAUUAAUUCUUGGAUGCAUUUUGAUCGUGUGCGGGAAAUAUGUAGGUUUGACGGGGAUUGGAGAGGUGCUUCUUUUUCGGAGGAUUUACCGGAUUGGGUGGGAAUUUCGAGAGUUGCGAAGGAGGGGGUGGAUUUACUUUAUUAUCAUUCUGCUGUUAUGAUUACUUUUUCUAUUUUUGCGCGGGAUAAUAGUCUAGAUGGAGAUGCGGGUGAGGAAAUGCCCGAAGCGGUCAUUUAUACACCUCAUGGAAUUGAUCCGGGUGAUCUGACGUUGGUGGGGAGUGCUCGGCCGUCUAUUCGGAUCCUCGCGUUACUGCAUGGGUUGCAGGAUAUUUCGUUACCGAGGGCUCAGUUGAAUAAAGGGGCGCAUAAUGGAUUGAAGGUUCAGAGAUUAUUGAAUGCAAAGUACUGGCUUGGCACACACGAUGAGGUCAAGACGGGUGGAGGGUUAGUGAGUUGGUUUUUAAAUCGGAAGGUCAUAACACUAAAGGAGGCUUUGGAGAGAGAAGCCAUGGAGAAUGGGGACGCUGGUGAUGUUGAAAAGGUAGGGAAUAUUAAAUUUUUGGAGGUGGGAAAUGGUGAGAGUUUAAUUUUGGUGUAA
Molecule: messenger RNA, 1062 nt
Organism: Sclerotinia sclerotiorum 1980 UF-70
Lineage: Eukaryota; Fungi; Ascomycota; Leotiomycetes; Helotiales; Sclerotiniaceae
Exons: 1
Coding region: 1-1062 (353 amino acids)
Source: RefSeq, a predicted model, not a curated record